Messenger RNA from Salvia splendens (bonfire salvia), 933 nucleotides. RefSeq names its product 50S ribosomal protein L7/L12. Gene Ontology annotation, molecular function: structural constituent of ribosome; mRNA binding. The record is from RefSeq and is a predicted model, not a curated record. Gene Ontology annotation, biological process: translation. Bases 161 to 787 code for a protein of 208 amino acids. Gene Ontology annotation, cellular component: mitochondrion; ribosome. The transcript is spliced from 2 exons. Lineage: Eukaryota; Viridiplantae; Streptophyta; Magnoliopsida; Lamiales; Lamiaceae.
UUUUACUAGUAAUUAAGGCACAUUAUUUGUUAGAGAGAUCCCAAUCCCCAAGCAACCUAAAAGGCUAAAACCCUUCAAUCGGAUAAACCCUUUCACCUUAAACCCCUUCAGAGUUCAGAGCGCUCUCUCUCUUUCAGGGCUUUUGCUCUCAAGUUGCAGAAUGAGUUUGAUUUCGAAAUUGAGGCAUGUACGGCCUCCUUGUGUUAGGGCAAUUAGGUCAACGACAAAUAGACAUUUCACUCAAACAGCAACGUCUCAAGGCGAAAACGAAGAUGAAUUCGUGGAAUUCGACCAACGAAUGCUCCCUGCUGAUUAUGACCCCGCAUCGUUUAAUCCCACAGACCACCGUGCCCCUCCGACCACUAGGGUUUGGGGGCUCGUCGAUCAAGUGUGCGGACUCACGCUCGCUGAGUACAACCAGCUCUCCACCAUAAUGAUGGAGAAAUUCUGCUUCACAAUGAUGAAGAAGCUGACGAUGAAGGAGAGGUUCGAGAUCAUGGCCCGAAUCCAAAGUGCUGACGCGGAGGCUGCGGCAGAAGCAGCAGCGGGGAAGGGAGAGAAUAUGGCUGAGAAGUCGACUUUUGAGGUGAAGAUGGAGUCCUAUGAAGUAGCGUCGAAGCUUAAGAUAAUCAAAGAGCUCUGGACUUUUAUGGACCUCGGGCUGAAAGAGGCCAAGGAUUUGGUGGAGAAGACGCCUGCUGUUCUUAAAAAGGGGCUCUUGAAGGAGGAGGCGGAGAAGAUCGUUGAGAAGAUGAAAGCUCUCGGGGCGAAAGUCAUUAUGGUAUGAGCUUUUUUUUCACCUUUAUGAGAAUCUUUAAUGGAGUACGUAAGAAUUCCUGCCUUGAUUUAUGAUUUGUUAAGUUUUGAACAAUGCAUAAAUUCUGCUUCAAUUUGCUUCGGAAUAAAAAAUUUUAGAGUUGGUUUUUCUUUACC